Messenger RNA from Paracoccidioides lutzii Pb01, 2631 nucleotides. RefSeq lists its product as hypothetical. Gene Ontology annotation, cellular component: nucleus; MCM complex. Gene Ontology annotation, molecular function: ATP binding; single-stranded DNA helicase activity; ATP hydrolysis activity. The coding region runs from base 1 to 2631 and encodes 876 amino acids. Gene Ontology annotation, biological process: mitotic DNA replication initiation; double-strand break repair via break-induced replication; DNA replication. The record is from RefSeq and is a predicted model, not a curated record. The transcript is spliced from 9 exons.
AUGGAUCCCCAAGAUCGCAUCCGAGCCGCUGCUGAAUUUCUCGAUCCCAGUGAUCCUCGAGCGAGGAGCUAUCGAGCGGAUAUCGUUUUGAUGCUCAAUCGUGGAUUGCGAAGACUUACAGUCAGCUUAGAUGAGAUUAGAGCGCACAGCGCAGAAUUGGCUAAUGGUCUCUUUACGUCUCCCCACGAUUACACUGCAGCCUUCAAUGCGGCGUUGAAAGAAAUUAUCAGCACAUUGCCCAAUCGAUCGGCCAAGGAGACUUCAAAUGAUACGAUGUACUACUGUGCUUAUGUAGGCGCUUUCGGCGAAUAUGCUUGCAAUCCUCGCACAUUGGGUUCAUCCCACUUAAACCGAUUGAUAAGCCUUGAAGGCAUUGUUACGAAAUGUUCUCUCGUCCGACCGAAGAUUAUCAGAAGUGUUCACUACAGUGAGAAAAAGGAGGAAUUUUUGAUGAGGACGUAUCAGGAUCAGACCAUGACGGCCAGCGGGGCUACGAAUUUGAAUGUUUACCCUCAGGAGGAUGAUGAAGGGAAUCCGCUGAUCACCGAGUACGGAUAUUGUAUAUAUCGCGACCAUCAAACAAUAUCGAUACAAGAAAUGCCCGAACGUGCCCCGGCUGGGCAGCUCCCUCGCGGUGUUGAUGUCAUACUUGACGAUGAUCUCGUCGAUAAAACCAAACCAGGUGACCGGAUUCAAUUGGUCGGGAUACAUAGGUCUCUCGGAAACCGAAAUGCGAGCACGAGCAGCUCUACAUUCCGCACUGUGAUCCUAGCAAACAACAUCAUUCAACUCAGCUCGAAAUCAGGGGGUGGGAUUGCUCAAGCGACCAUAACAGAUACUGAUAUCCGCAAUAUCAAUAAACUUGCGAAGAAGAAGAACGUCUUCGAUCUCCUGUCUCAGUCUCUCGCACCAAGUAUAUAUGGUCAUGAUUACAUCAAGAUGGCCAUUCUCUUGAUGUUAUUAGGUGGCAUGGAAAAGAAUCUGGACAAUGGAACUCAUCUUCGUGGUGACAUUAACAUUUUGAUGGUUGGUGACCCGUCCACUGCCAAAUCACAACUUCUUCGUUUUGUCCUCAACACAGCUCCUCUUGCCAUCGCCACGACCGCUGUAACUACUGACAAGGAAACUGGUGAACGACGGUUGGAAGCUGGUGCCAUGGUCCUGGGAGAUCGGGGUGUUGUCUGUAUAGACGAGUUCGACAAAAUGAGUGACAUCGAUCGAGUGGCCAUCCACGAAGUCAUGGAACAGCAAACAGUCACGAUCGCCAAAGCUGGAAUCCAUACUACGCUUAAUGCCCGAUGUAGCGUCAUCGCAGCUGCAAAUCCGAUUUAUGGACAGUACGAUACACAUAAGGAUCCCCACAAGAAUAUUGCCUUGCCGGAUUCCCUUCUCUCGCGUUUUGAUUUACUCUUUGUUGUUACAGAUGAUAUCGAGGAUGCUAGAGACCGCAUGGUAUCUGAACAUGUUCUCCGUAUGCAUCGGUACAGACAUCCCGGCACAGAAGAAGGUGCUCCGGUUCGUGAGCAGGUUAACAGCACCCUUGGCAUCGGAUUGGAAGAGAAUCAAGACGCCAACCGCCCGACUGAGGUUUAUGAGAAGUUCAACGUCAUGCUCCAUGCAGGCAUGUCCGCGACUGGUCGGGGACCAAACAAGAAAAUCGAAGUGCUCAGCAUGCCAUUCAUUAAGAAAUAUAUUCAGUAUGCUAAAUCAAGAAUCAAGCCCGUGCUCACCAAGGGAGCCGCAGAUCACAUCGUGGCGACCUACUCCUCCCUCCGAAACGACGAACUCUCCGGAAACCAGCGGAAGACCUCACCCAUGACCGCACGUACUCUCGAAACCCUCAUCCGUCUCUCCACCGCGCACGCCAAGGCCCGACUGUCAAGUAGAGUCGAAGAAAAAGAUGCAAAAGUAGCAGAGUCAAUCCUCCGCUUCGCUCUAUUUAAAGAAGUAGUCGAGGACGAGCGACGCAAGCGGAGAAAAACAGCUGCUCUGGAGUCCGACUCGGACUCAGCUGAUUCGGACUCCGACGCAGAGGACACCCAGCAAACACCAGCUGCUCCUGGUCCACGCUCAACUCGCCGCCCAGGCCUCAGGGGCAGCACCGCCACCACACGAAACGGAACCACAGCCACCAACCACGACAAUGGCGAUGACGACAACGACAACGACAGCUUAUAUGACGCUAGCCCCAGCUCCCGCCGCACCCUCCCCGCCUCCCGCCAAAACGGUACCCAACUCGGCACCACCACCGAAUCUGAAUCCCAGAUGUCCUUCGCCUCCUCCCAGCCAGCCUCACAGCUUCUCCAUUCCCAAACGGACAGCCAAUCUCAGACGCAGGGGCAGCCCGGGGCCAACUCUAUCGUAGCCGCCGUUGAAGCUGCGAGAACUCUGCCCCCGUUAUCAGCUGCUCGUCUGGCGACGUUUAGACAGGCGCUGGGCCAGCUGAUGAGGUCUGAGCUGUUCGAGAGUGAUUCGGCUGGUGUGCGGGAGGUGGUUGGGAAUGUGAAUGGGGUUGUUGAGGGGGCGGGAGGGAAGGGAUUUGAGCUUGCGGAGGCGGUGCAGGCGCUUGGUGUGAUGAAUGAGAGGAAUGAGAUUAUGUAUCUUGGUGACGAAACGGUUUAUCGGAUAUGA